Myotis davidii is the source of this 559-nucleotide messenger RNA. RefSeq names its product RNA-binding motif protein, X chromosome-like. Gene Ontology annotation, cellular component: spliceosomal complex. Lineage: Eukaryota; Metazoa; Chordata; Mammalia; Chiroptera; Vespertilionidae. The transcript has a single exon. The annotation marks the transcript as partial. Gene Ontology annotation, biological process: positive regulation of mRNA splicing, via spliceosome. Gene Ontology annotation, molecular function: RNA binding. The record is from RefSeq and is a predicted model, not a curated record.
UAGUUCCUGCAGGUUCUCUCUUCCGUCUUCAGAGCCAGUGGCCCUCCCUGUGCUGAGCAGCUAGGAAGCCCCUGUCAGCGAGCUUGUAGGAGCUUGAAACCAUUGUCACCCCUCCGACUCUUACCAGGAGGGAAACAUGGUUGAAGCUGAUCGCCCGGGAAAGCUCUUCAUUGGUGGCCUCAAUACAGAAACAAAUGAGAAAGCCCUUGAAGCUGUAUUUGGCAAAUAUGGACGGAUAGAGGAAGUACUCUUGAUGAAAGAUCGUGAAACCAACAAAUCGAGAGGAUUUGCUUUUGUCACCUUUGAAAGUGCAGCAGAUGCUAAGGAUGCAGCCAGAGAUAUGAAUGGAAAGUCCUUAGAUGGAAAAGCCAUCAAGGUAGAACAAGCCACCAAACCAUCAUUUGAAACUGGUAGGCGUGGACCACCUCCACCUCCAAGAAGCAGAGGCCCUCCAAGGGGUCUUAGAGGCGGAAGAGGAGGAAGUGGAGGAACCAGGGGACCUCCCUCAGGAGGAGGGCACAUGGAUGAUGGUGGCUAUUCCAUGAAUUUUAGCAUGAGU